AUGGCUCUGCCACCUCCGGAUCCACAGUUUGUUCUCAGAGGUACUGGUGCUGCAGUCCACACUCUGCAUUUUUCCUGUGGCAACCAAGAACCUGAUGUGCCCAUUCUUUUCUCUGGGUCUGAGAAUGGGUUUGUCCAUGUCUGGAACCUGAAAACACACAGGGUGGAUGCAGCACUGGAUGGCCAUGGAAGAAAAUCUGUAUACUGUGUGGAGACAAUGGGUGAUAAAGACAGGCUCCUCAGUCAGGGUCGUGACCAGAGGAUCUGCUUGUGGGAUUUGGCAGAGGGACGGACUGCAGUGACGGAUUCUGUCUUCACGGAGCAUGUGGGAUUCUGCAGAUGCUCUCUGUUAAAGGUGGCACAGGGACGCUGGCUAAUGGCCAUGGCAGCCAAAGCCCUGGAGGAGGUUCAGGUUUUGGAGCUGCCAUCCAAGACAUCAGUCUGUACCUUGAAGCCAGAGGUGGGUGCCAAGCUGGGCAUGCCCAUGUGUCUGAAAUUAUGGCAGCUCAACUGUGGUUCACAACCUUUGCUUCUGGCUGGCUAUGAAGAUGGAUCAGUGGUCCUUUGGAAUUUGUCAACGGGAAAAGCGUUGAGCCAACUUGUUUGCCACCAGGAGCCAGUGAUGAGCCUUGACUUUGACUCGGAGAAGGCCAAGGGGAUCUCGGGCUCAUCUGAAAAGGUGCUUAGCAUCUGGAGCCUCAAUGAGCAACAGAACCUCCAGGUUUACAAAACACACAAACUUGUCAACGCUGGCAUAUCUGGUAUCACCAUCCGUCCAGACAAGAAGAUUUUAGCAACAGCAGGAUGGGAUCAUCGCAUCAGGAUCUUUGGCUGGAAAAAAAUGAAGCCCUUAGCAGUGCUGGACUACCACACAGCGACUGUCCAUUGUGUGUCCUUCUCAGAUCACAAAAACCCCGGUGAGAGACUACUGGCAGCUGGCUCAAAAGAUCACCGCAUCAGUAUCUGGUCAAUAUAUACUCAAACGUGACAUGUUCUGCACUGUCAUAGACUAGGAAAACAGGAUUGGUGGAGCAAUUCUUUACACCUGGAUGUGGGGAAGCAGUAGAAUGUAUUUUCAGGCUGAAGUAAGAGUUCUGGGUUAAUUCUUAUGCUGCUUGUUCAAGCUGCAAGUUUUGUUUUCCAGAGAGGGAAGUGGAUUUUUAAAAUGCAUAACAAGCAAAGC
Charadrius vociferus (killdeer) is the source of this 1182-nucleotide messenger RNA. It is a transcript of the gene GNB1L, whose product is annotated as guanine nucleotide binding protein (G protein), beta polypeptide 1-like. Bases 1 to 987 code for a protein of 328 amino acids. NCBI's taxonomy places the organism in Eukaryota, Metazoa, Chordata, Aves, Charadriiformes, Charadriidae. Gene Ontology annotation, molecular function: protein binding. The transcript has 6 exons. The record is from RefSeq and is a predicted model, not a curated record.